Molecule: messenger RNA, 701 nt
Organism: Ixodes scapularis (black-legged tick)
Lineage: Eukaryota; Metazoa; Arthropoda; Arachnida; Ixodida; Ixodidae
Gene: Mesh1
Product: guanosine-3',5'-bis(diphosphate) 3'-pyrophosphohydrolase MESH1
Exons: 3
Coding region: 96-653 (185 amino acids)
Molecular function (GO): guanosine-3',5'-bis(diphosphate) 3'-diphosphatase activity
Source: RefSeq, a predicted model, not a curated record
CCGGUUGCUGCGCCCCAUUUCCGCGCUAAAGACAUCAUAGCCGGAAGAGCCGCCGCCUUUCUUAUCUGGAAAAACGAAGUUUUGAAGCUCUAGAGAUGGAUGAGUUGACGAAAGCUCUUAUAGAAACAGUAAACUUCGCAGCGGUAAAGCACAGAGAUCAACAGAGAGACGACGGCCACACGCCUUACAUCAACCAUCCAAUCGGCGUGGCCAGGAUAUUGACGCACGAAGCGGGAAUUUACGAUCUUAUGACGAUACAGGCUGCGAUUCUGCACGAUACAGUGGAGGACACCGACACCACCCCAGAAGAGAUUGAAAAGCACUUUGGGAGCAGGGUGAGGGCAAUUGUGGACGAGGUGACCGAUGACAAGCGGCUGCCAUCCGAGGUCAGGAAGCGGCUCCAGAUCGAGCACGCGCCCCACUGCAGUCAUGAGGCCAAGCUGGUGAAGCUGGCAGACAAACUGUACAACCUCAGGGACCUCUCCACGACCACUCCCCUGGGCUGGAACGAGCAGAGGGUCCAGGCGUACUUUGAGUGGUCCGAGAAGGUAGUGUUUGGACUGAGGGGCACCAACAAACCCAUGGAACUAGCCCUGGACCAAGUGUUCGAGGCAAGACGUGUGCUCAACGACAAAAUCCCCGAAUCAAAGUGAAAUUGAUUGCAUUUUCUUUUCAAUAAAAUUAUCCUCCAAAGGUUUUUA